AUGCCUCGUUAUCCUCUGAAGUCGGCCAUCAUCCUGGCGAUUGCUGUAACAUGCGUUCUUAUUACCCUACUUUACUUCCACCUAAUAGAAAGCAUUCGAGGCUUAUUCUCAUCAGAAACGAAAGUCGAAACGUAUAACUUCCAGGAGACCGCAGAGGAGGCGGCAUGCUUCAAUGAUGGCAGCGACGUGUCUAACCCAAUCCCCAAUGUCGUCCACUUCAUAUGGGGAAUCCAGAACCCCGAAAUAAAUUUCAUCACCUACCUCGCGAUCCGGUCGGCGCUGGUCUCCCUCCAGCCCGACACGCUGAAGAUUCACUACGAAGAGCUCAACAUCGACAAUAUCUGGUUCCAGAAGCUGCGGGAUAACGUUACGCUCGUCCACCACGAUAUGACUCUCGAAUACCCGAAACAGAUGCAAGAGAAAUGGCAAGUCAGCCAUCUUGCUGAUGUGCUGCGCCUAGACAUUCUCUGGCAAGAAGGCGGGAUCUACCUAGACACGGAUGUCAUUGCUCUCCAGUCCUUCGAUACUCUUCGACACAAUGAGAGAGGUGUUCUCCUUGGCCACGAGGGUGGGGAUCGCCACGGCCUCUGCAACGCCGUCAUCGUCGCACGUCAAGAUGCGUCAUUUAUUCACCGGUGGAUAGAGAGCUAUCGCGACUUCUCUGCCGCGCAAUGGAAUUACCACUCUGUCGUCCUUCCGAAGCAAAUGGCGUUAGACUUCCCAGACCAGGUCUGCCCGCUAGCUCCAACGGUCUUCUUCUGGCCAACAUGGACAAUCCGUCAUGUCGAGUUCAUGCAUGGGCCAGUCACCGCAGACGAGGCUAAGAAAGUGGAGGAUCGGCUGAAUGUAUACGACGGCGGAUUGCACCGCGAUCAGCUGGCCUAUCACGCGUGGAAUCAGGUAGCUCGAAAGUAUCUGGAACAGCUCACGCCAGAUAUUGUGAGGGAUAAGGAUACUCGCUUCAAUAUCAUGAUCAGGAGAUUCCUCUAG
This is a messenger RNA of Aspergillus puulaauensis, 990 nucleotides long. RefSeq names its product putative glycosyl transferase. Lineage: Eukaryota; Fungi; Ascomycota; Eurotiomycetes; Eurotiales; Aspergillaceae. The record is from RefSeq and is a predicted model, not a curated record. Bases 1 to 990 code for a protein of 329 amino acids. The transcript has a single exon.